Messenger RNA from Triticum dicoccoides, 615 nucleotides. RefSeq lists its product as uncharacterized. The transcript has a single exon. The record is from RefSeq and is a predicted model, not a curated record. The coding region runs from base 96 to 338 and encodes 80 amino acids. NCBI's taxonomy places the organism in Eukaryota, Viridiplantae, Streptophyta, Magnoliopsida, Poales, Poaceae.
CUCAGAUCAGAAGCUACCUAAUCAAUUAAGAAGAGCAGCAGCCUUGCUUAAUCAACCGUGAGCUCCCUUCCGCAUCAUCUCAUCAAGGUCAACCAAUGGCGUUUCUGGGAGGAUCCUUGGGCGUGGCAAGGAGUAUCGGCAGCCGGAAGAUGAUGGAGGGGAAGAGCGAUGGCGGGUCGGGGUCGUGGCAGCAGGCGCCGGCGCCCGUGAGGCAGCUGUUCUGGAGGUUGAGGCGCACCAUGCUGAGGCCGAAGCCCCGCGCCAUGAGUUGCGGAUACGACCUCAAGAGCUACUCCCAAAACUUCGAUGACAGCCUCGUCCCUGCCCACCGCCUCUAGCGACACCAGAAAGGUCGUGUUCUUCUUCUUCUUCUUCUUCUUCUUCUUCUUCUUCUUCUUCUUCUUUCUUCUCAAUAUUACUCACCGCCCGGCCGGACCACAGCUCGGGGCUGGAGAGUUUGAAGCGUUGCCACCUUGUACAUCACAUAGUUUGAUGUGUACUAUAGUAUAGACAUUACUGUUCGAACACAAGUUGCUUAGUGUUGAAAGUCUGAAACUACCAAUGAGAUGACAGACACACAUGGUGUAUCUAAUGUGUUUCCUUCUAUGUAGUCCC